UAUAAAACGAAGUCGUUCCUGUAACCGAUGGUAUAAGAUUCAAGUAAUUUUCAGGAUUAUACAUGAAUUGAAAAUUUUGAUUCAAUUAACAAGAAUGUCGGUACCAAGAAGUGUAGGUGUUGAUGUCGAACAAUUAAUACAACAUCAACAAUCACAACAUGUUUUACCAGCUUUUAUUUUACGUGCAAGUGCUGAACGUUAUCAACGAACACCAAAAUGUGCAAGAUGCAGAAAUCAUGGUGUAGUCUCUGCACUUAAAGGACACAAACGAUAUUGCCGUUGGCGAGAUUGUGUUUGUGCUAAAUGUACACUUAUUGCUGAGAGACAACGAGUUAUGGCAGCACAGGUUGCAUUGAGGAGACAACAAGCACAAGAAGAAAGUGAAGCACGAGAAAUUGGAUUACAAUUACAAUAUAAUACUGCUUCUUGCUCUACUGAAGCAGUGCAUUCCAAUUCAAUUCCAUUAAGAGAUUCAACAAAAUUAAGUGAAACUAUAAAAAAAUUUUGCAUAGAAAAUGAUGGUUCAAAUUCACAAGUAGAUCAAAGGAAAUUACAAAUUUUAAGAGACAAAUAUGAUAAAUGUAUGGUUUCACUACAUUCACGAUCACCGUCCACAUCAUCAUCAUAUUCAAGAUCUAGUUUAAAAUCAAAUUCAAAAACAUUAAAAAAUACAGAGCUAACUAAAAAGUCAUUUAUAAAUAAUUCACAGACAGAAAUUUCAAAACAUAAACAAAUUACUUUGAAACACAUCGAUAUCUACAAUAAUGAAUACGACUCAUCAAGUCCUUCUUGUACCCCACCUAUUAUUGCACUUACAAAUACUUUCCAAGAAGAAAUACCUGGUCCAGAAAAUUUAAGCUUACGUAAAUCACCACAAAUUUCAUCUGAAUAUAAUAAUGUACCAACUUGCUUUACAAAACAAGAUACUAUACCUACAACUUUCUUGAUUACAAUGGAAAAACGAACUCAAGCCAGUUGUGCUAAUGCAGCUAUUUUCAAGCCAUCGACUUUGGAUAUUGAAAAUGAGGAAAUUGAACGUGAAAUAUAGAUGAAAAAUUUAUAACUGAUAAUGAAGUGAGAGGAAGAUAUUGAUAUGCUAUGUAACAAAGGAUUGAUGCAAUAAUUCAAAACCGUGGAGAAAGAAAAUGUGCCAUUCAAAAUACUACAAGUUUAAUCAGAUCAAUUUGCAAUUCUAAUAAAUUUUUUCUAUUCACUAUUUAUUUUAA
Ceratosolen solmsi marchali is the source of this 1226-nucleotide messenger RNA. RefSeq lists its product as uncharacterized. NCBI's taxonomy places the organism in Eukaryota, Metazoa, Arthropoda, Insecta, Hymenoptera, Agaonidae. Gene Ontology annotation, molecular function: DNA-binding transcription factor activity, RNA polymerase II-specific; RNA polymerase II cis-regulatory region sequence-specific DNA binding. Gene Ontology annotation, cellular component: nucleus. The record is from RefSeq and is a predicted model, not a curated record. Bases 95 to 1048 code for a protein of 317 amino acids. Gene Ontology annotation, biological process: sex differentiation; regulation of transcription by RNA polymerase II. The transcript has 5 exons.